Anoplophora glabripennis (Asian longhorned beetle) is the source of this 4640-nucleotide messenger RNA. RefSeq lists its product as uncharacterized. The record is from RefSeq and is a predicted model, not a curated record. The transcript is spliced from 22 exons. Gene Ontology annotation, molecular function: serine-type endopeptidase activity. Gene Ontology annotation, biological process: proteolysis. The coding region runs from base 92 to 4336 and encodes 1414 amino acids. NCBI's taxonomy places the organism in Eukaryota, Metazoa, Arthropoda, Insecta, Coleoptera, Cerambycidae.
CCUGGCCAUAAAUUCACUUGUCAACAAAUGGACUAGUGCAGCAAGGCGGAAUUUGAUGUGAUGCGACCACGGUGACUAGUUUGUUUUCAUCAUGAAAGCAAAAGACAGUGCGUACAUCUUACUGAGCAGCUUGCUAUUUGUUGCUGGUGCAAGUUACUCUGCUAACGACACAAAUUACUUCAGGCAAAAGCGACAAAGUGAAAGUAGCAGAUGUACACUCCCACCUCACCCCGAACAAGGGCAUUGGAAACUUCUCAAUGGAAAAGCCAAUCCAGGCGAAAAAGUGCUGAUAGCAAGUGUCAUUACAUUUGAAUGCAAAUCCGGAUACAAGCUGUCGAGUAAAAUUCCCUUGGUUUGCCUUGGAGAGUGGUCUUCGCAAGCUCCUCAAUGUGAAGAGUUGUGUUCACCACUGUAUCCUUCAGACGCAUAUGAUCUAAAAUGCACUGACAAAAUAGGAAGAGAAGUAAAUUGCAGUGAAGCCACCCAUGGGACAAAACUAGAAUACUCCUGCAAAACUUAUUACGAGACUCCUUCUAACUACAAGAAGACACUUUUCUGUGAAAACGGCAAAUGGGAUAACCCCAGACCAGUGUGCUUGCCAGUUUGUGGGAAAAAAAUUUCAAAAGAUACAGAAGCCUUAAUAUAUGGUGCUAAGCCCAAUGAAAAAAUAGAGUAUCCAUGGGUUGCAGCAAUUUAUCAAAAGUUUAAUAAUUCUUACGAACAUAUUUGUGGAGGAUCCAUUUUAAGUCAAACAGUGAUUUUAACAGCUGCUCACUGUGUUACGAAUGAUUAUGGAAAUGUACUUCCAAAACAAAACUACAAGGUUGGAGUAGGGAAACUUUAUAGAAGAUAUCAAGCAACUGAGGACACUCGUGCUCAAUAUUUGGAGUUAACCAAGAUAAUAGUACCUGAAGACUAUAAAGGAGAUGCGAGAAGAUACGCUGGGGAUAUAGCCGUAUUAGUAGUUAAGAAAGAAAUCACUUUGAAUGAAGUGACACAACCUGUUUGUUUCACGAACUUGAAAAAUAUUCGUUUACAUGCAGGAAGUAAAGGAGAGGUAUCAGGGUGGGGUCUUGCAGAAGGUGAGAUUCCUUCUGAGGUUUUGCGAACUCUGACGAUCCCCUACAAGUAUGAGACGGUUUGCGCAGAAGAGUUACCUCCCGACUGGGCCGACCGAUACAACUUACAGGACAAAAUCUGCGCUGGUUUCGUCAACAAAAGCACGAGCGUGUGUAGUGGAGACAGUGGCGGUGGACUAGCUUUCAAAUAUCGAGAGGACAACAGAUAUUACGUUCAUGGAAUUGUGAGCGUGGCACAUAAGGGUGGAUACAUCUGUAACAUCCAACAAAACGCACUUUAUACUAGUGUAGGGCAUUACUACGAAUUUGUAGAACGUCUUUUGACAAAGUAUGCUCCUAAGAUUAAAGACUGUGUUCUACCUCCUUUUCCCCAGAAUGGCAGAUGGACGACUGAACGAGGAAAAUGGAAACCAGGAGAUGUCGUUCCAUCCGAGACGAUUCUGAAAGUAGAGUGUGAUGAUGGAUUCAAGGAAUCUUCUACAAUAAACGUUGAAUGUAGUGCAGCCCACAACUUGCCUACGUGUGAGACGUUGUGCCCAUUGCCGAAAUUUCCCAGAGGAACAGAUUAUCAAUGCAAAAAUAAAGAAGGGCAAGCUAUCGUCUGUUCUACAGCUAUCGACGGAUCGACUCUAUGGUACAAUUGCCCCCGUAAAUACCAAAUGGCGGACGAUUUAGUUAACAGAACAUGCGUGAGAGGAUCCUGGGGACAACCCAAACCGGAAUGCAUUUUCGAAUGUGGUAAAAACGUUGUUGACGAUUCCGGAGUAGGAUCGCAAUAUCCAUGGAAUGUAGGGGUGUAUGAGUUGAACCACAACGCAGAUGAAAAGAAGCAAGAAGAAAGGUAUAAAUACGUUUGUGGUGGAUCGUUAGUUUCCGAAUAUGUUGUUGUAACAGCUGCCCAAUGUGUAACAGACGAAUCCUAUCACUUAUUAUCGAAUGAUGAUUAUUUGAUAGGAGCUGGCAAGCUUUAUAGGAGUUUUAAUGAUCCCAGAGACACGCACGCUCAAUUUGCUAACGUUACCUACAUCAAUAUACACCCAGAAUAUAAACUUUCAAGAGGAACUGGCUACAAUAUAGCCUUAGUGAUAGUAUCGACACGUUUUAAUUUCAAUAAUUUUAUACAACCGGUGUGUGUUGUUGAAGGCGAUGACUAUUAUUACUACGAUAGUCCUUUUGACAAAGCAGAGACGAUGAUUGGUUGGAGACUUACGGAAGGGCAUUCCCUUGAAACAGUCGAAUCUCUAGAAGUCGAUCAGCCAACGGAAAGAGGUCCCUGUAAGGUCCCUUCUCACAUCAGCCCCUAUUCCUUCCCAGUACAAAACAGGUGUAGCAAAUUUAAGAAUGAAUCAAUUUGUUUGCUCCCUGAGGAUCGGGGCAAAGGUGUAAUUAUCAAGCAUAAAGAUAAUGGUAGAUAUCACCUUCUAGGUGUAGUUCUUUAUUUUGAAUAUACGACGUGUCAGAAGGUUUUCUGGAACACCGAUGUUACAGGCGUUACUUCGCUGAUUCAAUUCAUAGCGUCUUAUUUGAAUUUUGUGUUUCAGUUGUUCAAGAUAAUAGUCCCCGAAGAUUAUAAAGGAGAUAUUAGAAAAUACGCUGCAGAUAUAGCCGUGUUAGUGGUUAAGAAAGAAAUGUCUAUAAACGAAAAAGUACAACGAGUUUGCUUUACAAACAUGAAAAACAUCCACUUACAUGCAGGAAACAAAGGAGAAGUAUUAUUUUUCUAUCUAGCAAAUGUUAGAACACACCCAAGACACUGGUGGGGCCUUGCGGAAGGUGAGAUGCCAUCGGAAGUCCUAAGAAGCCUAGUGAUCCCUUACAAAUAUGAAACGGUCUGCGCAGAUGAAUUACCUUCCGAGUGGGCCGAUAGGUACAAUUUAAAAGACAAAAUUUGCGCCGGUUUCGUCAACAAAAGCACGAGCGUGUGUAGUGGAGACAGUGGCGGCGGACUGGCUUUCAAAUAUCGAGAGGACAACAGAUAUUACAUUCACGGCAUCGUCAGUGUGUCACAUCAAGUUGGAUACAUGUGCAACAUCCAACAAAACGCGCUUUACACUAGCGUGGCUUCUUAUUACGAAUUUGUAGAUCGCCUUUUAACAAAAUACGCUCCUAAAGUUAGAGACUGCAUACUGCCCGCAUUUCCCCAAAACGGCAAAUGGACGACAGAGCAAGGAAAGUGGAAACCGGGAGAUGCCGUUCCAUCGAGCACGGUUCUGACAGUUGAAUGUGACAAGGGAUUCGUACUGUCUUCCAAAAGAAGCGUUGAUUGCAGUACAGCCCAUAACUUGCCCACUUGUGAGAUGUUGUGUCCAAAGCCGACCUUUCCUAUAGAAACAUAUUAUAAAUGCAUCAACAGAGAGGGACAAGACAUCGCUUGCUUCUCGGCUACCGAGGGAUCCCAUAUGUGGUACUCCUGCCCUUCUAAGUACAAACAGGCAGAAGGUUCCUUUAACAGAACUUGCUCAAAAGGGUCUUGGGGAUUGCCCAAACCAGAAUGUACUCGAGAAUGCGGUAAAAAAGUUGUCGACGCCUCCGGUAUAGGAUCGGAAUAUCCCUGGAAUGUAGGGAUUUAUAAAUUAGACGACAACGUGGAAGAGAAGUAUGGGUAUGUCUGUAGUGGAUCGUUGGUCUCGGAGUAUGUUGUAGUGACUGCUACUCAGUGUGUAACUGAUGAGUUGGGUGACCUAGUGCCAAGAGAAAAGUAUCUAGUAGCAGCUGGGAAACACUAUAGGAAAUUUAAUGAUUCCAGGGACAUGCAGACUCAAAUUUCUGAUAUUACCUACAUAAAUGUACACCCUGGGUACAAAGGAACAGAGAAGACUGUCUACAAUAUAGCUUUAAUAGUAGCGUCAAAAGUUUUCAGUUUCAAUAAUUUUGUACAACCAGUAUGCAUUACUGAGUUAAGCGACUUUUGGUUUAGAGAUGGCGAUGCGGCAAUGAUGACGGGUUGGAGAGGUGCUGAAACAAUGGAAUCUCUAGAAAUUGAAAAUAAAUCGAACGGUGCAUGUCCGCUUCCUUCCUCCUUCGAACAUCUUUUUUUCUCUUUGGAUAACACAUGUGCUGAAUUUAAGAAUGGAUCUUCUUGUUUACUCCCUGAAGACCGCGGCAAAGGUAUAGUUGCGAAACAUCCGGAGGAUGACAGAUACUACAUUCACGCUGUGGCUACUUAUUAUGAAAGUAAGGAGUGCCAGAAAAAAUUUUGGAUCGCUAAGAUAUCGAGUUACAGUAAUGUCAUUUCUUGUACAACAUCUCGACUGUAAUUAUUUUCAGUACAUUUAAAAACCAGUUUAGAUUUUUACGAAGUGAUGUAUCAGGAAUGGUUAAGACUGCACAGGCAAACAUUUCACAAAAACGUGUUACAAUAGCGGCAAAAUGAAUACUUGACCACAACUGAAUAAACUGAAUACGAUUAACGCUACAGCUGGAAGUAAUGGUAAAACGUACAGAAAACCCCAAAAAAGCAAAUAAGAUUCUCUCAUCUGCUGAUUCUAUAUUCUUGAAGACAUAUUCCUGUAUUAAAAAUAUGUAUUUUAUUAAACGUGAAAUAAACGUGAAAUAAAUAAA